Molecule: messenger RNA, 1335 nt
Organism: Dioscorea cayenensis subsp. rotundata (Guinea yam)
Lineage: Eukaryota; Viridiplantae; Streptophyta; Magnoliopsida; Dioscoreales; Dioscoreaceae
Exons: 6
Coding region: 47-1135 (362 amino acids)
Source: RefSeq, a predicted model, not a curated record
ACAACAACAACAACAACACCACCAUUCGAAAAGCUCGAAACCAACCAUGGGCGGCGGAAGCCAAACCAGCUUCAACGAUGACUCCACUGCCUCCUCUCUCUCCUCCGGCGACGGCGCCUCCGGCGAUAGGUAUCAUCGGGCUUAUCUCGACCUCCUCAACGCCUAUGAGUCCUCUGCUGACCGAGCCAGUUCCCUUCCACGCCUCAAGGACGCUCUUCGAAGCUUCAAACCGGGAGAUUGGAUUGAGUUCGUCGGCGGCACUGCUCGCGCCGAUUACGUUGUCCCGGAGACCACCACUCUGCUUCUCGUCGGCCCGCGAGCCUCCGGGAAGACCUCUCUUGUGAAUCGAAUUUCUAGGGUUUUUGAGGAUGAUGAUUUCCUCCCCGAUCGUGCUCAGGUUUCAUAUAACCCAGAUAUUUCUCAAGGGACGUUCUUCUUGCAAGAGUACAUGAUUCCUCGGAAUUCGAAGUCUUUUUGUAUCUUUGACUCUCGGAGUUUGUCAAUGGUGCCAUGUGAGAACUUCAAAUUGCUGGAGAAGUGGAUGACACAUGGUGUGAGUCAUGGUGAGAUGGUCCUUAGAGACUCGGAUGAUGCGAGUACAAGGAAAAGGAUGAAAACUACCGCUGCAAGAUUUGGUGUUUGCCAAAGUAGAUCUGUGAACUUUGUCAUAUUUGUUGCCAACGCUUUAUCUGUUCUGAAAUCCAUGGAUGAGAAUGGCCGUGAAUAUCUGAACCUGCUGAUAGAAACCUUCAACCAUCCAUUCUUAUCCUUCAGAGAUAGCAAGCCUGUUGUUGUGGUGACUCAUGGUGAUGGGCUUUCUUUGGCUAGUCGCGCUCGCGUCUCUGCUUAUCUGGGAGAGGUUUUGGGCAUCCCACCAACUAAACAAAUUUUUGACAUUCCUGACACUGGUGAUUCUGUUUCUGAAUUGGCCAUGAUGGACAUGUUACGUUAUUCGCUUGAGCAUGCUGACAGAAACCUUCCUUUAAAAUUCAAAACCCUUGUCUCACUAGAGGGCAAAAAGAUGCUGGAAUGGACAGUGAGCAGAUCACAGACUAUAGUUGACAUAUUAAGCUGCAUAUGCAUCUGCAUACUUAUUUUCCACUUAGUACUGAGUUUUCAAGCAAAAAGAAGAUAAGAAAAGCAGGAGUUUAUUAUCUUCAAUCUUAACACAUUGUUACUAUUUGUCCCUGCUUAGUCUUAGUAUUCAUGUCCCUCUGUCCAUUAGUAAAUAAGUUUGACGAAUAUAUUACUAUUUCUUGUACAUGGUUAAAUUUUCUCUUGAUGAAUGGUAUGCCUUCAAAUAAAGAAACAAGCAAUAAUAAUAUACUUCAUGGA